This is a messenger RNA of Lepisosteus oculatus (spotted gar), 2284 nucleotides long. RefSeq names its product cysteine and glycine-rich protein 1a (gene csrp1a). The record is from RefSeq and is a predicted model, not a curated record. Lineage: Eukaryota; Metazoa; Chordata; Actinopteri; Semionotiformes; Lepisosteidae. Gene Ontology annotation, molecular function: actinin binding; structural constituent of muscle. Gene Ontology annotation, cellular component: cytoplasm; nucleus; Z disc. Gene Ontology annotation, biological process: muscle tissue development; sarcomere organization.
UAAAUUGGGAAGUUCGGUAGCCCAGAGGUGCCACUCCUUACAGCAGCUGGAGAAAUUACCCAGGGGCUCUAGCCUAAGCUUCGCUUUCAAAUUUACUUCUGCCGACAGGAUGCCUUUUGGUGGAGGAAACAAAUGUGGAGUAUGUCAGAAAGCUGUGUACUUCGCAGAGGAAGUGCAGUGUGAUGGAAAGAGUUUCCACAAAUCAUGCUUUCUCUGCAUGGUGUGUAAGAAGAAUCUUGACAGCACAACAGUGGCAGUCCAUGCAGAUGAGAUUUUCUGCAAAGCCUGCUAUGGCAAGAAGUAUGGACCAAAAGGCUAUGGAUAUGGACAAGGUGCAGGGACACUGAGCAUGGACAAGGGUGAAAGUCUUGGGAUCAAACCUGAAGAGGCUGCACCUCACCAUCCCACCACCAACCCCAACCCAUCAAAGUUUGCUCAGAAGUUUGGGGGCUCAGAUGUAUGCCCACGCUGCAGCAAGGCUGUCUAUGCUGCAGAGAAGGUUGUGGGAGCUGGCAACUCUUGGCACAAGAGUUGCUUCCGUUGUGCUAAAUGUGGGAAGGGUCUGGAGUCCACCACCUUGGCAGACAAGGACGGAGAAAUCUAUUGUAAAGGAUGUUAUGCUAAAAACUUUGGUCCCAAAGGCUUUGGAUUUGGGCAGGGAGCAGGGGCAUUGGCUCAUGCCCAGUAGAGAACUGCCCAGGUCUACAGAAUACCAAGGACACCUGGGUCUCUCCGAAUCCUGUCACAUCUGCAUUCCUGCCCCCAUGUUUAUUACAUGAUAUUAAACUAGCAAAAUUCCACAUGAGCUCUGACUCACUAGACCAGAUUGGCACCUCCCCUGUGAAAGACAUACAGUACAUCCCACAAGGUAUUUCAGCAGAGGAUAUGCUGUAUGGGUAUUGAGAUGGAGCUUUACUACAGUAAAAGGCUACAAGUGCUUGUAUACUCUCCUAUUUGAAAGAAUUUACAGUAUUAAUCCUUUUAGAUAAAAGUGCUUACGUAAAAUAUUUUUAUCAACCAACAAAGCCUUUGCAUUUCAGAUGCAUAUGAAUGCAAAACCGAAACUUGCCAUAUCACAAUUGUACCAUUAACUAGAAAUAUCUGUGAGACAAGAAAUUACAUUAGAAUGUUCACACUACGGUUAUGCAAAGAUACCAUUACAGAGAACAAAACACCAUACAGUACAUUAUGCUCUUAGUGUUGUCUGACUGAGUGAGUCAGAGCUUCUAUCUAUACUGCUUGCUUGAUAGCUUGCUAAUUGACAUGUACCUCCAGGAUUCACAGAUAUGCCAAGGAAGAGUAGCUCAAAAUGGUGUUUGGACACUUAUAAUUUGUGUUUGUAUUGUUUUUUCCUUUGGAAAGGAUUAAAAUAUUUUGCAGAUAUCCAUAAUCAAGACUGUUGCAUGCUAUACAUAUAUAUGGUGGAAUAAACUAAAGGAAUGUGUAAAAGAAUUCUGUAGGCGUGUGUAGAAAUAUGGCUUUUCAUCAUGUGAGAACAUGAAAAUUACACACUUUACCACUGUAUCAUUUGUAAACAAGUUUGUCUUAAAAGUCACAAGAGGAACGAAUCACAAAGUGCAUUCCAGUGAGGUAUCACUAUAUAAGCUUUCAAUACCUGAAGUGUUCACAACAAACUGUAAUAAAACCAUGCAAAUAUCAUAACAGAGACUGACAGACACACUGCGCACAAAACACAGGGAUGUCCAUCCUUUAAAAUAUCAAGGGAUUGUGUUAAUUUCGGUGCUGCUGGCUGGAGGACAGAUAUCAAAACUCAACAGAUGGGUUAGUAUCAGCAGGAACAUUAGGAGCUGAAUUUAACUGCCUAUUACACUCUGCCACCAAAAUAUUUGUCUGCAUAAAUAAUAAUAGUUUAACUCUACAUUUAUAUUAAAAGGAGCUUUUAAAGAAGGACCUCAUGUUUUUGUUUUUGCAGUAUUUAAAACCAAUACAUAAUCUAUUUACUCAAAGACUAAGAGUAGUAUUUUAUGUGAAGAAUGUGUUGAAUAUUUAAGAUUAAACAUCACUGGUGUAAGAUACAAAAGGGGAAUAUUGUAGAAUGAAACUGUAGAUCAAAUCAUUUAAAAUAUUCACUGAAGUGAACUAUAAUUUGUCUUUUAACACAUUAUUGUCUGUAAUUAUGCUAAACAUGGGUCUGAACAAGAUUAUAUUAGGAUCAGAUGUCUGUUCUCAGGAAUAACAUUCUUAAUCUGUAACCGAACUAAUUGUUCAAGCUUGUAAGAAAGAAGUUGGGUUGUAAUAUUAAAUAUUAUAAUUUGGGUUGCAA